This is a messenger RNA of Agrilus planipennis (emerald ash borer), 3642 nucleotides long. RefSeq names its product PX domain-containing protein kinase-like protein. The record is from RefSeq and is a predicted model, not a curated record. Lineage: Eukaryota; Metazoa; Arthropoda; Insecta; Coleoptera; Buprestidae. The transcript has 9 exons. Gene Ontology annotation, biological process: early endosome to late endosome transport; protein targeting to lysosome; protein phosphorylation. Gene Ontology annotation, cellular component: early endosome; late endosome; extrinsic component of endosome membrane. Gene Ontology annotation, molecular function: phosphatidylinositol binding; protein kinase activity; ATP binding. Bases 152 to 1909 code for a protein of 585 amino acids.
ACCACAAUAAAGUGACAGUAAGUGAUAGCUCUGAUUUGCGAUUUUGGAUGUUAUUAAAUUGCAGCUUAUAAUGCAGAAAUAAACUUUUGAUAGAAAUACUGAUGACGAAGAAUCUCAUGGAUUUAACAGUGGUGCAGAGGUUACCUCUUCAAUGGCUAUAUUUGAACAAGAAACGGCCAAAAAGGUGCUGCUAGAUGAUACAGAAUGUUUGUCCUGUGUUAUUGAAAAUUGGAGAAACAUUAAUGGGCAUAUAGAAUACACAAUUAGAGUCCAAAGAGGCCCAUUUCGUUAUAAUACUUGGAUAGUGAACAAAAGGUACAAUGAUUUUGUCAAUUUGCAGUCUCAGUUACAAAUUUCGGGAAUUCCCUUGCCUCUACCACCCAAAAAAUUUAUUGGAAACCUAAAUCCUGAAUUUGUUUCUGAACGACAAAAAGGGCUGCAGAAGUACCUAAACACAAUUUUAAUGAAUCCAAUUUUGAUGUCAUCUCUGCCUGCAAAGGCAUUUGUGGAUCCAGCUAAUUACUGUAGACCAUUUGGAGAAAUUGCUUUGCAACAUGUGUCUUUAGCACUAAGAAGUGAAGUAGGCUGGGAAGUAAUAGGCCCCUUGGAUGAUAUUGGCUGGAGAAUAAGGAAACAUUAUUAUCAAGUAAGAAAUAAGAAUACACCUAAAAAUGAGAAGUUGGCAAGUUGGACUGAGUAUGGACCAGAUAAAUAUCUCAGUGAAAAAGAUAUGCAAGCAGUUUUUAAAAGCUUAUCAUUGAUGCAGCAUCCAUUUGUGCAACCAAUCGAUCUUUGCUUAUGCACCGACGUUGGUGGUCUUGUGGUGAGACCAUUCUUUAAAGAUGGUUCUUUAAGAGACAUCCUGUAUGACUCAAAACCAAAGCAACCGUUUAUGAAAAAAUAUGGAAACUCAAAGGCUCAUAAUCACCUGGAUAAUGCCCAAAUUGCACUUUACGGGCGUCAAAUACUGGAGGCCAUCAAGUUCCUGCAUGACAAAGGACUACCGUAUGGUCAUUUACAUGCCAGUAAUAUUUUAAUAGAUGAAGGCAGAGCAAAACUUUUGGAUAUAGAAAAUGGUAUACUAGGUGUUCCAUCAUAUUACAGGCCGUAUUUUAUGCAGCAUCGUAAAAUUUUUUCGUUGCAAUCCAUCGACGUAUAUUGCUUUGGCCACACGCUUUAUGAAAUGACUUUUGGGGUUCCCUUGCGAGAUAUCUCCCUCAACGAACUCCCAGGGGAAUGUUCACCAGAAUUGAAAAAGGUGUUGGAGUCCAUUUUGUCGGCUGAAGCUUGCAAGACGGGUCUUCCGACGAUCGAAAAUCUUCUUUCUAUGCCAUUUUUCCAAAAAGUUGCUUUAGUAUUCAAUUCAGAGGAUAAAGCACAACUGAAGAUCCCUUCGUCGAUUAAGGAACGUUUGAAAAAUGUUCAAGCACAAAUUGAAGAACGUCUCAAGGACGAGCAGAAGAUGAUGCGAAGUCAAAAACGCAUGUCAAAAGUUCAGGAAAUGAUGAGCUCCGAAGAGGAGAAGAAAAAGCAGAGGCAUAAAAGGAGACAAGAACAGAAAUUGCAAAGUCAACGGAGUAUACAAGAAAAGGAAAAAGAAAAGGACGACGGGAUGAAUGGGGAAAGAUCAGACAGCGUGAACAGUGCCAGCACUGUUACUUCCGUUGGAACAAUCACACCUCCUUCAAUGUCAGAUGCACCAAACGUUUUGUCGUCUCCUCCGCCCCCCGCACCACCGUUUUCGGCACCAGCCCCACCGCCUCCACCACCCCCACUUUUAAACGGAUCGUCGAAACCACCAGACUUGUCCGCGGUCUCGAAAGACCGGUCAGCUCUUCUCGGUGCCAUUUGUAACUUCGAUAAAUCUGCUUUACGUAAAACCAGCAAGAAAUCAUCUUCCGUUACUUGAUAGUUGUCUUUAAAAACAACAACUUAUAAAUCUGACAGAAAUAAAUAUGUUGUAUGAACGGCAUUGAACUGUAGAACGGUUUUAAUUUUUGAAAUUGCAAAUGUCCAUAUCUAUAACUUAAUUAAUUAGUUUGAUAAUUCACACAAUUAGAGAAAUCUCUCGAUUUAGUGUUAGACACUUUUGAACCAAUAAACAGUUCUUAAUGCCAAAAUACAAAAAUAGUUUUUCGCUUUAAAAAAACUACUUACAGUAAUUAUAAAGUGCAUAUAAAUUACAGUAUAGUCGUUUUAAAAUUAGAAUGUAGGCAAUAUUAAUUAUCUUUGCUUGUUCUUAAAAUUAUUUUUUUUUAGUCGAUAAUCACCACAAAAAAUAUAAUCAUUUUUGAUUCAUCAAAAGAAAAAGUACGCAGUAAAUUGCUUGUUUAUAAUUGCUUUUGGUAUUCAUUGGCAUUUUCAGUAUUUGUUCUCGUUACUUGAAUCAAACAAUAAAAUAAAUUUUCAGUGAAUUUGCAAUAUUAUAGUGAAAUUAUGAAAUGUGAUUCUUGUAAAUAUUUUUUUAAUUGUUGAUAAUUUUAUAUUAAUUUAAUAUUAUUAUAAAUUGUUUUUGUUUUAAUUCUCAAAUAAGUUGACUAAUUCGAUUCAAGAAAUUUAAUUUUUAAAAUCAUAUAUUUCUUUUUAUUUUCCACUUUAUGUUCCUAUUAAGUUAGUCGUUUUUAUUAUAUAUUAUUUUACAUUCCAAUAUAUAUUCAGUGAGACAGUGGAAGUGUAUAUGAAACUUACAACUACCUCGGAAAGCCUUACAUAAAAAAUGAGUAUCAAGCACAAACAAUUGGUUAACAGUUUGUUUAAAAGAAAUAUAUAUUUUCAUAUCAUUACUUUAAAACAAUAAUUGUCUUAUUUCAAACAAGAAAUGAGAACUAUAAUCAAAGUACAAUAGACAUUCAUUCGAUAGUGUGAAAACCCCGCGUAAUGUGAAGGUGCAAAUUAAUUAUAUUAAUUCGCCAUAUACCGUGAACAAACUAAACAUUCGCUUAUAGAAACGAAUGUUUACUUGCUUUAAAAAUUGAUAUUUUGCCGUUGCUAUUGUACUUGCUGUAAAUUCCCGUACUUCGGUACUUCCCCAAUCGUAUUAGCUGAAGAGCAGUUUUGUGUAUUUACUGCUAUGUUUUAAUAAGUAUGUAUUAGUAUGUAUGUUUAUUUUCUUAAUUAUAUUGUUCACACUAUCGAUUGUUUACUAUGCUUUGAUUUUGUUUAAAAUUUCUGGUCGUUUUCGAAUUUCCAAAAUUAAAGCGUUGUUAUGUUUGGUACGUUUUUCUAAACCUUAAGUGUCUAUGUCAGAAACUGCCAAAAAGUAUCUCUCUAAAAAGGCAAUCAACUUGAAAAAAAUGUAAUUGAUAUUUCUUACUCUAGAAGCUUGUUGGAAUAAUUGCUUAUCCUUGUUUAUUCUAUGUGUUUUGCAUAAUAGCUUUUCAAAUACACAAUUCGUUACCAAAAUAUUUGUAAAGUAAGAAAAAGUAAUCACUACAGUAGUAUUAAUAGCAAUAGUGGUGAAUUUUAAAUGUUAUUGUACGAGAUAUAAGUACAUAUAGCUUAAAAUUAAUGUCUAUUUUUGUAGACUUAAUUUUAAUUGGUGUUAGUAAUUACUGAAAUAUCAUAGUAUUGAUGUUUUAAUAUCUGUAAAUGUAUACUAAAAUCUAAACUUUAGGACUUAUUCAAAUAAUAUCCAAAGAACCA